AUGGCGAACCCUACCAUGACGACUGAUCAGUUCCUGCUCAGUCAACAUCGGCGAGCGAGGACACGGGGAAGCUUCGACAGUUAUGCCGUGCUUGAAGCUGGACAGCGUCUAGGCUCACCGCUCCUUUGCAGUUCGCAUGCAACGGAUAUCGGGGAGUCGAAGCCCAUCUACUCUUGUCUUGCGCUUAUAUUGCUGUUCAACCUCCCCCGUGAACUGCAAGUCAUGGUGCUCUCCCAUCUCAGCUUUGGCGACAUUGAACGCCUCCGCCGCACUUGUCGCUUCACGCGUCAGCGUAUUCCCAAGUCCCUGGUAUACCAGCUCUUUCCCGACAUGGCAGUUGCCUUCUACUCAACAUGUUACGUCUGCCUUGAUCACGACGCCAGUGGGAAUUCCAUCGUCGCUGCAAGGAAAGACCAUCCGAGACGGCCCAUGGCUAACCGUUGUGUUCGGUGCGUGGCUCAAAGCAACAGCUUCAUGGUUGGGCGCCAGUACCUUCUCGCCAGUCGGCGAAUUGCUUGGUUGUGCCGAUGGUGCGGGUACCCAGUUGUAGGAGAAUCCGCGAGGAACCAGCCCGAGUUCCACGUCGAGUGUUGGCUUCGCUACGAGCGUAGCUCGCGCUUAUAUGCUGUCGUAGGCGUUGUGCAGUGGUUAAUGGCCAUUGCUUGCUCGGGGAUAUGUUUGGAAAUGUUCAAGGACGAAGCUCGCAUUUCAGCCCCAGCCGCUUUGGCCAUUAUUGGGUGCUGGCUUCCCCCAUUAUGCGCUUUGAGAGGGCGCAUGGAUCGGUCUUCAUCUCCUGCGAAUAGGGUAGUCGACCUGGCACUCGUUCUUGUUGUGCUUAACAUGAUGAUGCGGGCCGUCAACGUGGCUGGCAAUGUAAUCCUGUACUUGGAGUACAUGUGGUGGCGUCGACGCAAGCCAAACAAUCACUGGUUAGAGAAACUCGUGCACUACUUGACCUUCUUUCUCGUUUUAUGGACGUAUCCGAAGAGUAUCGAGAUAGAGCACCCGUUGUGGUUCUAA
Ustilaginoidea virens is the source of this 1020-nucleotide messenger RNA. RefSeq lists its product as uncharacterized. The record is from RefSeq and is a predicted model, not a curated record. Lineage: Eukaryota; Fungi; Ascomycota; Sordariomycetes; Hypocreales; Clavicipitaceae. Gene Ontology annotation, molecular function: protein binding. The transcript has 3 exons. The coding region runs from base 1 to 1020 and encodes 339 amino acids.